Spirodela intermedia is the source of this 66-nucleotide messenger RNA. The record is from the annotation of a GenBank genome assembly. NCBI's taxonomy places the organism in Eukaryota, Viridiplantae, Streptophyta, Magnoliopsida, Alismatales, Araceae.
AUGAUUGUCUUGGGUUUUGAAAGGAGUCUUAUGUGGCUUGUAUCUAGUGGAAGGAGUCUCUCUUGA